Molecule: messenger RNA, 1294 nt
Organism: Ornithorhynchus anatinus (platypus)
Lineage: Eukaryota; Metazoa; Chordata; Mammalia; Monotremata; Ornithorhynchidae
Gene: DCK
Product: deoxycytidine kinase
Exons: 7
Coding region: 81-863 (260 amino acids)
Biological process (GO): nucleobase-containing compound metabolic process
Cellular component (GO): cytoplasm; mitochondrion
Molecular function (GO): ATP binding; deoxycytidine kinase activity
Source: RefSeq, a predicted model, not a curated record
GCUUCGCGCGCAUCCAUCCCGGGCAUCCCGGGCAUCCCGGGCAUCCCGCCUCUGCCGGGAAUUCCGCUCUUCCCGGCGGGAUGGCCACCCCGCCCAAGAGGAUCUGCCCCCCGCCGGAGCCCAGCCCCGUCGGGACCCGCAUCAAGAAGGUCUCCAUCGAGGGCAACAUCGCUGCUGGGAAGUCAACGUUCGUGAAUAUCCUCAAACAAGUGUGCGAGUCCUGGGAAGUGGUUCCCGAACCCAUCGCCCGGUGGUGCAACGUGCAGAGCGCUCAAGAUGAAUUUGAGGAGCUGUCGACGUCUCAGAAGAGCGGCGGGAACGUGCUGCAGAUGAUGUACGAGAAGCCGGAGCGCUGGUCCUUCACCUUCCAGACGUACGCCUGCCUGAGCCGGAUCCGGGCCCAGCUGGCCGCCCUCGGCGGGAAGCUCCGCCAGGCGCCGGAGCCCGUGCUUUUCUUCGAGCGCUCGGUGUACAGCGAUCGGUACAUAUUUGCAUCUAACCUGUACGAAUCUGACUGCAUGAACGAAACGGAGUGGACGAUUUACCAAGACUGGCACAAUUGGACGAAUAGCCAGUUUGGCCAAAGCCUCCACCUGGAUGGGAUCAUUUAUCUCCGAGCCACCCCAGAGAAAUGCUUAAAUCGGAUUUAUUUGCGGGGCAGGGAUGAGGAACAAGGAAUUCCUCUUGAGUACUUGGAGAAGCUUCACUACAAGCACGAAAGCUGGCUUCAGCAAAGAACCCUGAAGACCAACUUUGACUAUCUUCAAGAAGUGCCCAUCUUAUCGCUGGAUGUUAAUGAAGAUUUCAAAGACAAGCAUGCCAAUCUCAUUGAAAAGGUCAAAGAGUUUUUGAGUACUUUGUGAUGUCUCUGAGGUCACGAAAUGGUUCCAUCUCUGCAGUUUGACCCAGUAAAGUCUCUCACAACCCAUUUUUCCAUACCUCUGCUGUAUCUCCCUGACCCCACCAAAAACAAUCGGCCCAAAUGAAUCCCAUGAGAUUCUUUUUUUUGGAAAUGUGGUGGACUACGGGUAAAUGUGUGGAGUUAUAUAUAGUUCAACGUGAAGAUCCCUGCGUGAGCCAGAGGGUUGCUUAUGCACUGAAAUAACAAUGUAAGUUAGCCACUAGCAUAAUGAUUCCUGAACCUAUCAAUUCUUUUUCUUUGUUUUGUUUUGGUUUUUUCUCCAUUGCUUGUUCAGGUGACUUCUGAAACUUAAACAGGAGACUUGGUAAAUUCAGGUUAGAACAUCUUUCACUAAUGUACUAUAUUAGCGCGGCUAAAAUGGCGAUAGGUGAA